AUGGCUGAGGACAAUUCGUGGGUAUUCGAUUCACUCGUGUGCUUUCUUCAUGGCCCCGUUUGGAAUGCUCCGUUGCAGACGUUUAUAGAAGAUAAAUCGAUCAUUUUCGACCCUAGUCUCCAACCGGACGAGACUAAUCCCGAGUUCCGGAAGGUGCACGAUGAGUAUAAAAAUUUGGUGGAUCUGCUGCUUGGAUCGUUCAUGGAGGAAAUGCAGAUCACGCCGGAACAAUUUGAGUUCGCCUGCUUAGAGGGACGUCACGUGGCCAACUUGGCAUCCCGUGCGGCAUCCGCUUCAACGAUCGAGGACACAUCGGCAUCGGCCGAUGAACGGGCUGGCACUAGUACGUUUUCCUUCCACCAGGGACUGUUCCAGCAAAUAUGGGCAGCGAAUGAUAUUCGCAUCUUCAUUCGAAUGAUGGUCCAACGGAACGUGGAACUACAGUUGCAGGCGCUCGAUUUGAUUGAACGGCGUUCGCAAGGCUCCAGCGUAGGGUAUGACACUCACCCUCAAGACGGUGGAUCGCUCGACGGUGAGACAUCGGAUGCAGGGCCAAGCCAUUCUCGUAUGUUGAGUAACUCCGAUCCAGAGGAGACAGAGGGCACGCACUCGGAAGGCGAACUGGAGCGAGACAUUAUCAAAUCCAUGGAAAAUGAGCUAAACAAGCCGGACGGAGCGACUACUGCAGAACAUGCGGGGAGCUCGGUGUCGUCGCUCAAAGAGGUGCCUGAGGAAACGGAUAAAUUUCAAAGGUUGAAUUUAUUCUUCGACCAAGAGAAGAUCAAUGCCGAAGACAUGAAGUCACGCCAGGAGUAUCUGCGGGCGCAGCGUGAUAAGAUACUACACAUCAAGAAGAAGGCACGGGCACGCCAGCUUAACGAAACGAUCCGGAAGAACGACCGGCCCAACUCGGCACAGGUGGCGCAGAAGAUCCUCGAGGGUGACACUGAAACGGUUCCCGUUGAGCCACCGGAAGCCUCGUUACAGCUGCGCAAAAUGCUUGCCCAAAGACUCCGGGAUGAGAUUGCUGGCGAAAAGGAGUAA
Molecule: messenger RNA, 1044 nt
Organism: Anopheles bellator
Lineage: Eukaryota; Metazoa; Arthropoda; Insecta; Diptera; Culicidae
Product: cilia- and flagella-associated protein 36
Exons: 3
Coding region: 1-1044 (347 amino acids)
Cellular component (GO): axoneme; ciliary base
Source: RefSeq, a predicted model, not a curated record